UUUACUUUGAGUCGUUUCUACAGAAGAUCCACUAAUCUUGUUUUCUCUUCUCAUGCGCUCAUGUUGUUCUCAGAUCAGCAUGACCCUGGCGUUGACCCCUGCGGCCGUGUGCCAGUGCUUCACGCUCGUGUCGCUGUGCACGUCUAUCGCAGAUCCCAACUGGAUCCAGGUCCAGAACUGCUCUGAUUCGAGCAGCAAACUCAUCUACGGUGUGGCCUUCACACUGCACGCCUAUCAGAAUCUCACAGACACAGGUCCGUUGGGGGGGCUGUAUGGAUGGGGAAUGUGGCUGCUGUACUCUCUAGCCGUUCUCUGCUACAGCGCCGUCCUGUUUUCCAGUUCCUCUUUCCUGCUGGAUUUCCUCGGAGCAGCUGUCACUCACUCAAAGCUGGUGACGUCUCUGCACUUCUUGACAGCGUUCAUCUGCGUGACGGUUGUGGGUGUGUGUGUGGCCUGUAUGAGUGUGAUUGAGCACAAUCUGCAGCGAGGGAAGACGGAAAGCGGCCCUGCGCUCUGCAUGUCUGCAGGAGAAAGCUUCUACAUCGAGAUGUUGGGCCUGCUCUUCUCCUUUAUAGCGUGCACUUUGGCCCUCAAGGGUCAUCCUGAACCCAUCGGGCCCCGUGAGUACCUGAGCGUGGAUGGAGAAGACAGUGAUACAGAGCCUUUGAUUGGUGGAGCUGAGAGGGAGGAGUGAACAGACAGAGUUAUGCACUUCAUUUCUAAUGGCAGAAGAGCAAGAGCAAAGCUGAACAAGAGCUGAUGUUAGAUCAGGUGAUCUCGGAGCACGUACAGAACGAAUGAAAUCCAGAAUUUAAGAAUCAGCUCCUUCUGGUUCAUCAGUGAAUUGAUCACAGUAUACAGGAUCCCAACUGUCGAGGUUCUCUGAACAAACGUUCCUCCAGGAAUGUUUGUUCGAAAUUAUCUAGUCUUUAAUAAUGCUCUCAAAUCAAACGUUAUUUAUACAUAAUUUUCUGAAAUGUUUGAGUUGGAUGUUUUUUAAAUGUUACUAAUUGUUUCAGAACAUUCCGAGAACAUUCAAAAGUAACAUUCCCGUAAUGUUUGCGAAAUUUUAAAACGGAAUGUUCUUUUAAAUGUUUGAAUAACCAAGAAAAAAACAUUUUCAAAUUUGUAAAAACUGGACGUUUUAAAUGUUCGGAAAUAACAUUACACUUAAAAGUAAUUCAGCAAUCACAAAACAGUGAAAACAUGUUUUUGUUAAAACAUUAAUUAUGUCAUUAAUUCAGACUAAUUGUGACUAGCCUAUUUAUUUGCUGAUAUGUAGAACUCAUUUUUCAGAAUUGAUUUGAAAUUAAAUUGUUAAAGCACCACAUUGUUUUGACUCUAUAUAUAAUUCUCAGGGAUAAACUGGAGCAUUCUGGGUUUUAUAGCAUAAUAAUCCAUAAACUCAAAUUUAAUUUGGUGGGACUUUACAGUAAGAUUCAUGUUAAUAAUGAAUGACAUUCAGACAUUUAUAAGUGUGACUUAAGUGAAAAAAAUAUUUUUUCCCCAACUGCUGUAUAUGAAUUAAAUUCACAUUUCUUCAUUCUAAAAAUAUUAGUAACAUCAUCUAAUCUUUCUUAAAAUGGCCUAAAUGUUGUGUGAUGAGUGUAUGUUUAUGGGUCAUUUGUAGUGAAAAAUUAAAUGUCUAAUGAAUUUCUCUAAUUCUACUUAAUUGGCAAUUCUGUAUCCUCAAUUCUGUAGCCUCAAUUCAAAUUCAGUUCAUAUUCAGUAUUCACCUCACUGAUGUUGUGUUAGGAACCAACUCUAAACAAACUAUCUCAGCCUUCAUGUCAACAUAUUAUAAUGCAUAAUCAUCUUUAAUAUUCAAUUUAUACAUAAAUAAGAAUAAUUCAUAUAAUACUCAAUGUAAUCUAGUUGCCCAGGUUACAAACAACUACAGUGUGAACAGAAAUUGGACUAAAACCCGAUCAACAUUCAGAGUCCACUUUCUAGUCCACAUGCAAUGUGAAUGCAAACAGAACUGAAUUCUUGACUCAAGUGUGAAAACUAAAAUAUUCAGGGCUGUUUUUAUUUGAUUGGCGAUCAGUGGCGCAAUGUCUGUCGAGAAACUAGUAAACAAAUCAAACAUCACUCCUCAACGUGCCUUGAGCUUCCUUUCUGUUCAUACUGUAUUUCUAUUCCCUCUUUUAACCAGAAUCAUAUUGCACCAUAUUUGAUAUUCUAGUAUUUUACUGGAAUUAUGAUGCCGUUCAGCCCAAAAUGACAGUUCUGUCAUCAUUUGCUCAACCUCAUGUUGU
Messenger RNA from Sinocyclocheilus anshuiensis, 2258 nucleotides. RefSeq names its product transmembrane protein 127. Bases 53 to 694 code for a protein of 213 amino acids. Lineage: Eukaryota; Metazoa; Chordata; Actinopteri; Cypriniformes; Cyprinidae. The record is from RefSeq and is a predicted model, not a curated record. The transcript has 4 exons.